Phytophthora sojae is the source of this 1385-nucleotide messenger RNA. RefSeq names its product papain-like cysteine protease C1. The record is from RefSeq and is a predicted model, not a curated record. The transcript has 2 exons. Gene Ontology annotation, molecular function: cysteine-type endopeptidase activity. Gene Ontology annotation, cellular component: lysosome. Lineage: Eukaryota; Oomycota; Peronosporomycetes; Peronosporales; Peronosporaceae. Bases 1 to 1191 code for a protein of 396 amino acids.
AUGAAGGCCCCCUACCUGCUGCUGCUCGCCGCGCUCUCCGCCGCGGCCGCGUCCUCGCCCCUCGCCCCCGACGCGGGCUCGUGCCACGGCUUCACCUCCAAGGACACGUGCGUGAAGAACCACUGCGCCUGGUGCGAGUGCGCCGCCGUGCCGUCGUCCUGCUACACGCCCGAGGAGGCGGACCAGCUGCCCCCCGCCAUCUUUCAGUGCGAGAAGGGGGCGCUGCAGCAGACGCUGCCGUGGGACCUCACGAGCGUCCCGUCGACGUCUGCGGAGCUCCGCGGCCUGUUCGCCGCCUGGAAGAGCGCGCACGGCAAGAGCUACGACUCGCCCGCCCAGGACGAGCUGCGCCGCGGCAUCUUCGAGGUCAACGCGCGCUCGGUGGCCGCGCACAACAGCAAGCAGAGCAAGAGCUUCACUAUGGAGCUCAACCAGUUCGCGGACACGACGUGGGACGAGUUCCAGAGCUGGUACCUGGGCGCACCGCAGCAGUGCUCGGCCACGACGGAGGAGAGCGGCCUGGAGUACGGCGAGGUGCCGACGGAGAAGGACUGGCGCGCCGACGGGGCCGUGUCCCCCGUCAAGAACCAGGGCAAGUGCGGCUCGUGCUGGACCUUCUCGACCACGGGCUGCCUCGAGAGCCACCUGAAACUCAAGCACGGCCAGUUCAAGAUCCUGUCGGAGCAGAACUUGCUGGACUGCGCGCAGGCCUUUGACAACCACGGCUGCAACGGCGGUCUGCCGUCGCACGCCUUCGAGUACGUCAAGUACAACGGAGGCUUGGACACGGAGGAGACGUACCCGUACGAGGCUAAGGAGGGCAAAUGCAAGUUCAACACGUACCAUGUUGGCGCGCAGGUGGAGCAGGUGGUGAACAUCACGUCGCGGAACGAGAAGGAGCUGAAGGCUGCCGUGGGCUCCACUGGCCCGGUUAGCAUUGCCUUCCAGGUGGUGUCGGACUUCCGCUUCUACAAGUCUGGCGUGUACGAGUCGACGGAGUGCCACUCGGGCGAGAAGGACGUGAACCACGCCGUGCUGGCUGUGGGUUACGGCGUGGAGGACGGCAAGAAACACUGGAUCGUCAAGAACAGUUGGGGCGCCGAGUGGGGCAUGGACGGCUUCUUCCAGAUCGCGCGUGGCAGCAACAUGUGCGGCCUGGCGGACUGCGCCUCGUACCCCGUGGUGGCGUAAAACUACCGACCAACCGAUCGCGUGACGCUGAAACAAGAGAGCUGCUGCAUGUAUAACGGUUCGUCAUCCCAUCCACGUAUCAGCCUGGCCAGGUUUCAAAUGGCGUGUUCGGGCAUCAAGUUGCCGCCGUCGGACAAGGUGGACCAUUUUCCGGAGGAGAAUAAGACGGAGCGAAUGAAAGAUCACCGGAAUGU